This is a messenger RNA of Funneliformis caledonium, 1159 nucleotides long. NCBI's taxonomy places the organism in Eukaryota, Fungi, Glomeromycota, Glomeromycetes, Glomerales, Glomeraceae. The record is from the annotation of a GenBank genome assembly.
AUUCUAAGGACAUAUGAAAAGAAGAAUCAAGAUGAGACAUAUAAUGAACAAUUGGUAUUACAUAGUCCUGAUACGGCCAUUCAUAUCAUUGAAAAACAACUGAAAGCUUCACAUCGAUUACCUAAUAAAUCUCAACAGCAAUUUACAAAAAUUAGAAAAAAUUCUAUUUUAUCAGAAUUAUCAAAAGGCGGUUCUAAUAUCCCUUCGACAUCUAUUUUGAGAUCAAAAGACUUUUCUAAUAGUUCUUUAUCUAGCAAAUCAAGGAUCACAGAUUUUCCAUCAUCAUCUCAGCUUACUGAAACGAUGAGUAUUAAGCGAAAGAAAUCAGAUGAAUUAGGAUCCAAUGAAUUAUCAACAAAACGUGUUAAACUUAAUGUAAACAUCCAAUCUGUUCUUGAGAAAGUGCUUGACGAACAGCUAAAGCAACGCAUAGCAAUUGAUAAUUUACAAAAAAGUAAUGAAGAAUUAAAACAAGAGAUCUCUGAGAAUCACAAACUUCUACAAAACACUUCAAUGACGAAGGCAUGUCAUCAACUGUUCCAAGUAAAUAAGAACCCAUCAGAUACAGAAGUUGAACAAGCUUUCAGGUCACAAAUUCAAGCGGAUCUUUCUCAAAUGAAUGGAACAAUCUGUGGAAGGCGGUACAUUCAAUUUAUCUUAAACUUAUUCUCUUAUAAGCUUAACCAGUUUGCUAGUCCUAAAGAGGUUAUACAAUGGAAAAGGUCAGAAAGAGUUAAAAGGGCAAGAAGUAACAUCUGGAAGAAAAUAGACGAUAAAGAUCCAAAUUCAUCAUGUACCAUUGAAGCCAUUUUACAAAGAGCAUUUACUAAAGAAGAACUGCAAAAUAAAAAUAAUAUUAAAUUUGGCAUCACAGUAGCAUUAAUGCUUUUAGAUCUGACAUACGAUCAAGUUGAGAUUUUAUCUUCAAAGGUACAGGAACGCAUGGACCAAUGGGAUUCUAAUCCUAUUAUACAAAGUUGGCUUGAAAACAACACAAUAGAUGAUAAUAAUGAACCAUCCUUACAUUUCGAUAGUGAAUUUGCAUAUUUUAAUGAUCAAGAAAGUGAUUCAGACAAUGACGUAGAAAAUGAAGUUUAUAAUAAUGAAGAUAAAAAAGCAAAUAAGAUUAUUGAUGCAGAGAAUACUGAUAGUGAGAACA